CCCUCGCGCCCGCCCGCUCGGCUGCUGCGCCCGCGGCGCCCGGGGGAGUCGCUGACGGGCGCGCGGACGCCGCGACUGCCGGACGCGAGGCGCGGUCGGGCGGCCGGCCCAGAAGAGUGAGAGCAGCAAGAAUCUAAACUGGCCGCCAUGUCAGCAGAACCAGAGACCUCAGAGGGGAUGGAUGAUUCUGAGAAAAAGAGCCCCGGAGCUCCAGAAAAGGAAAACCACGCCAGGACGGCGGAUCUCUCUGAGCUCCUGAAGGAAGGGACCAAGGAAGCCCAUGACCGGGCAGAAAACACCCAGUUUGUGAAGGAUUUUUUGAAAGGCAACAUUAGGAAGGAGCUGUUCAAGCUGGCCACUACUGCACUUUAUUUCACAUACUCAGCCCUGGAGGAGGAAAUGGACCGUAACAAGGACCACCUGGCCUUUGCCCCCUUAUACUUCCCCACGGAGCUGCACCGGAAGAAGGCCUUGACCAGGGAUAUGGAGUAUUUCUUCGGUGAGGACUGGGAAGAGCAAGUGCAGUGUUCCCAGGCUACACAGAAAUACGUGGAGCGGAUUCACUAUGUGGGGCAGAAUGAGCCAGAGCUGCUGGUGGCUCAUGCCUAUACCCGCUACAUGGGGGACCUCUCUGGGGGGCAGGUAUUGAAGAAGGUGGCCCAGCGGGCCCUAAAACUUCCUAGCACUGGGGAAGGGACCCAGUUCUACCUGUUUGAGAAUAUAGACAAUGCUCAGAAGUUCAAGCAGUUCUACCGGGCCAGGAUGAAUGCCCUGGACCUGAACCUGAAGACCAAAGAGAAGAUUGUGGAGGAGGCCAACAAGGCCUUUGAGUACAACAUGCAGAUAUUCAAUGAACUGGACCAGGCUGGCUCCUUACUGGCCAAAGAGACUGUGGAGGAUGGGAUCCCAGUGCAUGAUGGGAAAGGGGACAUCCGGAAAUGCCCCUACUACACCGGCGCAGACAAAGGUGUCCUGGAGGGCAGCAACUGCCCCUUCGGAACAGCCAUGGCUGUGUUGAGCCAGCCCAGCUUCCAGUUCUUCCUGGCUGCUAGUGUGGCCUUGGCUGCUAGCCUCUUGGCUUGGUACUACAUGUGAAGGAUUCACACUGGUUCCUACCACCACCCGUGACUGAACACCACCUCAGGUGACAUAUUUUCUAAUACUAGGUUUGAGAAAACAAGCAACCAAUAAAAGCCAGACGCAAAAUCCUCUGCCUACCAGCGUCUCCUGCGGGCCGGAUGCUGACCAGGGUGUAGGCCCACCCCCCUGCAGCCCCAGGCUGGGGCACUGGAACUAGCUCUGCUGCUGGGGAUCUCAUACCUUUAACCCCCAGCUGGGUAUCUUCCUUCUUUCUCAGUUGGCACCUCUGCCCUACUGGGAACAGAGGAACCAACCUGCUCAGAGCUCUAGGAGGAAGCGAGGAGCCUCUACCUGCCUCAGACCUGGACUCCUCAGGGGUCUGCUCCAGGCGACUGGAUCUAACCUGUAUAUAUUAAUGCUUCGGCACUGAAUAAAGUGAACUGACAGUU
Messenger RNA from Sorex fumeus (smoky shrew), 1529 nucleotides. It is a transcript of the gene HMOX2, whose product is annotated as heme oxygenase 2. Gene Ontology annotation, molecular function: heme oxygenase (decyclizing) activity; heme binding. Gene Ontology annotation, biological process: response to oxidative stress; heme catabolic process; heme oxidation. The transcript is spliced from 6 exons. Lineage: Eukaryota; Metazoa; Chordata; Mammalia; Eulipotyphla; Soricidae. Bases 148 to 1095 code for a protein of 315 amino acids. The record is from RefSeq and is a predicted model, not a curated record.